CAUCUACCACCUCAAUUCAUCCUUAAUUCCCACCAUAUAUACAUAUAUAUAAACCCCUUAGCAAUCUCUCCAAAUAUAUGCAUUCUUUUCUAACCCACUCUUGUUCUACUCAACUACUUCAUUUAGGUUCUAUUCCCCCAUCAUAAUGUCGAGCAGACGAUCCGCAGGAACUCCAAGGAUCACAGACGAUCAGAUCAUAGAACUCAUCUCCAAACUUCAGCAACUUCUUCCUGAGCUUCGAAAUCGUCGUUCCAACAAGGCAUCGGCUUCAAAGGUGUUACAAGAGACGUGCAACUACGUGAGAAGCUUGCAUAAGGAGGUUGAUGACCUUAGUGAUCGUCUAUCACAGUUAUUGUCCACCAUUGAUGACAAUAGCCCUCAAGCUUCCAUCAUUAGAAGUUUAAUUAACUAAUUAAGUAUAAGUAUAUAGAUAAGUACUUCAAUUAUUUCUUAAAUAUUAGUCUUAUGGAUAUUCCCUGUUUGACUGUUUCCAAUCCAUAUUUGUAUUUGAUCCAUCAAAUUAUAGUUUGUGAUGAUAUUAUAUAUAUUUGUUUCUAUGUGCA
Molecule: messenger RNA, 563 nt
Organism: Lactuca sativa (garden lettuce)
Lineage: Eukaryota; Viridiplantae; Streptophyta; Magnoliopsida; Asterales; Asteraceae
Product: transcription factor PRE6
Biological process (GO): regulation of DNA-templated transcription; regulation of growth
Molecular function (GO): protein dimerization activity
Source: RefSeq, a predicted model, not a curated record